AUGUCUGUGCCGUUCUCCAUCUCAUCUUCUUCCUACGGUUCAAGUUCAUCAGGAAGUUCAGAUUGCAAAUCCGGCAAAGUUCUCCAUCUAAAAGGACAACCACUGCUCAUAGAGCAGCUCAUUGGAAAAGGAACUUUUGCUGAGGUUUAUACGGCACGACAUGAGGCGAGCAGGAAACUGUUUGCCCUUAAGUUCUUACCUCAGGAUUCAGAUUUUGAUCGGAGGAUUAUGGAAUCGGAGGUGGAAAUUGUCCGCCUCGUAACACAAAAUGUAGCUUAUCGAAAGCACUUUCCUCGUAUUUUCUGUAUAACUUCAUGGAAUCAAUACAGAUGUAUCGUCAUGGAAAAAAUGGAUAUCGAUCUGUUUUCAUUCUUAAACGCGAAUGAUGGGCGUCCAAUUGAUCUCCACCACAUCAGGAAUAUAGGGAAACAAGUUUUAUCUGCUACUUCGUAUUUACAUUCCCUUGGUAUCAUUCACACUGACAUUAAACCAGAAAAUAUUGUUAUAGCAAAUGCUCUUAAGUCACCUUAUGAUGUCCGACUAAUUGACCUGGGAUGUGCUAUCAUGUCAUCUGCUUCGCCAUCUCUAACAGGACGUCAAAUACAGUCAAUGUUCUAUAGAUCACCUGAAGUCCUGUUGGGAUCACCUUUCAACGAAGCCAUAGACAUCUGGUCGAUCGGUUGCGUACUCGCAGAGCUAUACAUGGGAUUCCCACUGUAUCCGGGACAGUCCCAACGUCAAAUGAUCAAAUUAAUUACUUCAACACAAGGGUUUCCGCCACAGUUAGAACAAUCAAUGUAUUGGACGAAGUAUAUUUCAGUCGUAAAACGCCAAACAGAGUUAGGUAAAACAUUCCGGGCCUACCGUUUAAAAACGGAACAAGAAUACCUUACAAAUGGUGGAAGUAUGUCUGACCUUAGGUUUGAAAGACUACCUCAUUUUUAUAAGUUAUCAGAGAUUUGUGGAUUUGGGCUCAAUUACUGUUUGAAAGGAGGAAUCCGAGAUUCGGAUAUGGAAUUCGCUUCUUUCCUCGAUAGAUUAUUGAAUCUAUCUUCAAACAAACGUUAUACAGCUCGUGAAGCUUUACAGGAUAGUUUUUUGACGCAGCAUAAAAGUGAUCGAACAAUCAUGGAUGGAACUUCUGAUACUAGGACCUUCAAAAAGGCCGUCAGAAAAUCAAAAAGUUUAGUUAUUCUUUAA
Molecule: messenger RNA, 1200 nt
Organism: Auanema sp. JU1783
Lineage: Eukaryota; Metazoa; Nematoda; Chromadorea; Rhabditida; Rhabditidae
Source: the annotation of a GenBank genome assembly